This is a messenger RNA of Medicago truncatula (barrel medic), 2886 nucleotides long. RefSeq names its product DExH-box ATP-dependent RNA helicase DExH12. The coding region runs from base 1 to 2886 and encodes 961 amino acids. Gene Ontology annotation, molecular function: ATP binding; nucleic acid binding. The record is from RefSeq and is a predicted model, not a curated record. The transcript has a single exon. NCBI's taxonomy places the organism in Eukaryota, Viridiplantae, Streptophyta, Magnoliopsida, Fabales, Fabaceae. Gene Ontology annotation, cellular component: nucleus.
AUGGACGCUGUAUCAAUGAUCCUUGAUGUUGGUGUAAAGCCAAUUACACGGACUCUUUUGAUGUUUGAGCUCAAGAUAACUCCAAAUUUUGAAGAACUGGAAUGUUUGCCGAUUGACGUGGUUGUUGAGGACAGAAGCAUCAUUAUUGACAAGAAAAUUGUUCAUUCCCAGUAUUUUAUGCUCAAAAAACAGUAUGUUGGUGAGACCACCACACUGAAUUUCCCAGUGGAAAUCCAUGGCCCUCUUCCAAAAGAAUUCAUUCUUGAUAUACAUAAUUUUCUGUCAUAUUUUAAUCAUGAACCCAUAACUGUUGCGGUUCCUCUGACACAUAUAGUCCUACCUGAAGAAGAAGAAUACCAUCCUUUGCCUGCUGAAGCAUUUGAUGUGCAAUCAUUGUUGCCUGUUGCAAGCUUGGGAAAUACAUCUUACGAAGCUCUCUAUCAGAAUCAAUUCAAGCAAUUUAAUAAAAUACAAACACAUGCUUUUCAAGUUCUUUACAAGUCUGAUGACAACGUUUUUCUUGCUGCUCCGACUGGAAGUGGAAAGACCACAUGUGCAGAAAUUGCAAUUUUGAGAAAUCAUCAAAAAGGGCAUAUGCGUGUAGUUUAUAUUGCACCUAUUAGAGCUAUUGCUCAAAACCAGUAUCGUGAAUGGAAGACAAAAUUUGGGGGUGGCCUCAACUCAAUGAUUGUUGAAUUAACCGGAGAAAACGAGACAGAUUUGAAACUGCUUGAAGAAGGACAGAUUAUCAUUACUACCCCGCAGAUAUGGGAUGCUUUAUCCCGCCAAUGGAAACAAAUAAUCCAAAUUCAACAAGUUCCUCUUUUGAUCCUUGACGACCUCCACUUCAUUGGAGGUCCAGAGGGUCAUAUUUUAGAGCGUAUUAUUGUGAGGAUGAAGCAGAUUUCUACUCGGGUUGGAAAAAAGAUGCGCAUUGUGGCAUUGUCAGCACCAAUUACAAAUGGAAAGGAUAUUGGGGAGUGGAUUGGAGCUACCUCCCACAGCCUCUUCAAUUUCUCCCCCACUGCUCGUCAUGUUCCUCUGGAAUUAUUCAUUAAGGUUGUUGAAUUUUCUGAUUUACGUUCAGCCAAUCCCUUGGUUAGGUUAAAGGAAAUGGCCAAAAUAACUCAUAGUUUUAUUACAGAGCAUGCAAAGAAGGGGAAACCUAUUCUUGUGUAUGUACCUACAUGGGAGAAUGUAUCAAGAACAGUUUUCAAUAUGAUUUCUGUUUCACAGGCCAAGUCGUGGGUGCAGUUAAAUUCACAACAACAUCAAGCAUUUGAAGCCUCUAUCUGCAAGAUUAGUAAUCUUGAAUUAAAAUCCGCUUUAGCUCUAGGAGUAGGCUUUUUGCAUGAGGGCCUGAACACUAAUGAUCAGGAAUUUGUCAUCCGAUCCUUUGAAGCCGGUCUGAUUAAAAUUUGCAUCAUAAGCAGCUCCAUGUGUUGGGAAGUAUCUUUGUCUGCGCAUAUAGUGGUCUUGAUGGGCACAGAAUAUUAUGACUUUGAUGGACCCAGUUAUCCUAUCACAGAUAUUCUCCAUAUGAUGGGACAAGCUGGUCGUCGUUUGAUCGACAGUGUUGGAAAAGCUCUCAUACUGUGCCUUCCAAAUAAAAAGAGAUACUACAAUAUCUUGUUGCGUGAUUUAUUACCUAUUGAGAGUCAUUUUCAUAAUUGCUUAAAUGAUACAGUCAAUGCUGAAAUAGUUGCUGGAAUUGUUGAAAACUUCAAAGAUGCUGUUGAUUAUCUUGAAAAAUCAUUCCUGUGUCGGCGUCUCCCCAAGAAUCCUAGUUAUUAUGAUUUUCCAGGAUUUAUUGGCGAAGAUGCAGGCACUCACCUCUCAUCGUUAGUUCAAAGAUCCAUGAAUGAAUUAAUGACAAGCGGGAUGGUUAGAGAUGAGGGUGGGGAUAACAUUUCUUCAUCCGUUCUUGGAAGGAUAGCAUCCAAUAACUACAUCAAUUAUCGAACUAUUGGAGCAUUUUCUACACGGAUCACCCUAGAUUCCAAUAUCAGGGAUCUUUUAGAAAUUCUCUGGUCUGCUACAGAAUUUGAAGCACAUCCCACCAGACGGCUACAUGUAGAAGAGGAUGAGAUCCGAGUGCUAAUCGCCAAAGAAAAGUUUCCCCAUGUUGACAACAGAGUCACAAACCCACAAACAAAAGCUAUCGCCCUACUACAAGCCCACUUCUCAAGGCUUCCUAUUUCAAGUAUGAACCUUGAAGCGGAUAGGAGAGAGGUAGUACUUUUAUUUGAGAAACUCCUAAUUGGCUUGAUGGAAGUUAUAUCAGACAGGCGUUGGAUAUUGUCGUAUGCUCGUGCCAUGGAAAUUAAUCAAAUAUUGAUUCAAGCGAUUUGGCAUGACGACCCUAUUUUGCUGCAACUUCCUCAUUUUACAAGGGAGUUGGUUGAUAAAUGCAAUGAUAUCAACAUUCAAAACUUUUAUGACCUGAAAACUACAGAGAGACAAAAUGUGAGAGAACUUCUGGGACUGACAACUUCUGAAUGGAUGGAUAUCACUCGUUUUAUGGAGUAUAACAGUUUUCCAAUAAAGCAUCAUGUAAGGAUGGAUGAGAUAUUUUCUAGGCAGAGGAGAACAGUUGAUGUGAUUCUGAGAACAAAAAGAAAAAGGAAUGAAAUAUUGAUUAAAUUUCCUCACUAUCCAUGUAAGAGGAGAAUUAAAUGGUGGGUUUUUGUAUUAGAUGAUCAAGACAAUGUGCUUGCCUUCAAAUCAGUUUCUCUUUGGACACCUAACAUGUUAGAUGUCACAUUAAGGUUUACGUCUCCAGUUCAAACGGAAAGUGCUUCGUAUAACCUCUAUUUCGUAUGUGAUUCAAUAAAAGGUGUUACUGAAAGGAGAAGUUUUCAUGUGAAAGGCUGUGCCGUGGACUAA